CUCAAAACAUAAUUACAAUGAGAUUCAUAACAACUGUUUUGUUAAUCCAAACGCUGAUCACUAUAUUAACUAUAGUGGAAAGCCGUCGGGAAUGUAUACCACGAGCCGGAAAGGACACCCCUUAUUGUGUUUGCAAUGCAACGGUUUGUGACGAUUUAGAGGCCGUAACCAAAGCUCCGAAGGGAACGGUAUUACUGUUUGAGACCAACAAAGCCGGGGAACGACUCAAACAAUCGACGCUUAAAAUACAGUCCAAACAAAAUGUUGAUAGCGAGACAAACGACGAAACAAUUGUAUUGACUAUCGAUAAGACCGUAAAAUACCAGAAAAUUAUAGGUUUUGGGGGCGCCUUCACAGACGCCGCCGGAGUCAGCCUUAAUAGUCUGCCCAAACAAAUGGCCACAAAUAUAAUCCGGGACUAUUACUCCAAAAAUGGCAUCGAGUAUAAUAUGGGUCGUGUGCCCAUAGGUGGCGCCGAUUUUUCCCCACGUUUUUACACGUAUGAUGAUGAUCACCAGGGUGACUUCAAGCUUAGCACGUUUAAAAUACAACCGGAAGAUUACGAUUUAAAAAUGCCGUAUAUAAAAUUAGCUCAAAAUAUAACUGCUAAUAAAUUGACCCUGUUCGGCAGUCCCUGGUCAUCACCGACUUGGAUGAAACAUGAGGGACCCUAUGGCCCGUUGAAUGGCGGCUCUCUAAUUGGUCAGCCGGGACAACAAUAUUUUAAAGCCUGGGCUAAUUAUUUUGUUAAAUUUCUGGACGCAUACAAAUCAAAUGGAAUCCAAUUCUGGGGGCUGACCGUCCAGAAUGAACCGAGUGGUGUGGGUCCCGGGAAAUGCGGCUGGAAUUGCUUGGGGUUCAAUGAGACGAUGGAACGAGAUUUUGUCAAAAUGGACCUUGGUCCAGCACUCGAAGCGGCCGGUUAUGGACCUGAUAAAUUAAGCUUAAUGAUAUUUGAUAAUGGGCCUGCUAAUUUACCAGGCGGAUCUGGACAUAUGUUUAAUUGGAUUGAGACGAUCCUUAAAGACUCAGAAACGGCUAAAUAUAUACAUGGAAUUGCUUUCCAUUGCUAUGGAAACGGGGAGGUUUGGGAUGAUUUGGAGCUUCUUCACAAACGAUACCCCGAUCAGUUUGGGAUGUCGACUGAAUGCUGCCAAGAGUUCAGUAAAAGAGAAACCCGUACCGUGAUGGAGCUAGGUGUUUGGGACCACGCUCAGUCCUACGCUAGAGAUAUAAUGAAUAAUUUGCAACAUUGGUCCCGAGGUUGGGUUGAGUGGAAUCUGGUGCUCGACAUGUAUGGUGAGCCCAAUUGGGCCAAUAUGUCUGCAUUGGCACCGAUUCACGUCAACCACACGGCCAACGAGUACUACAAGGACUCGACUUUUUAUAUUUUGGGCCACUUUUCCAAAUUCUUGGUCAAAGAUUCGGUGAGAGUUGACUCGAAAGCGGACAAAUCGGUCGGCGAUUUUAGUUACGUGGCGUUUGUCAGACCCGAUGAUAACGCGACGGUUUUAGUCGUCUAUAAUCUUAGAGACAAACCGCAAGAGUUUAAAAUUGUUGAUAAAAAUGUCGGUCAUAUAAACACCCAAAUGGAGGCGCGUUCGGUACAGACGUAUAUCUACUGGGAUUAAAUGUUUUGCAAGUUAAAUGCCUAAGCUUGGCCAAUUGGUCAAAUCUUAAUUUCAUACCAAUUCUAUAAUUUUAAUAUAUCAUACAAAUAAAAAUAUUUGGACAUAAUUUAACAAAAUUUGAUAUGUUUUGUA
Oppiella nova is the source of this 1763-nucleotide messenger RNA. The record is from the annotation of a GenBank genome assembly. NCBI's taxonomy places the organism in Eukaryota, Metazoa, Arthropoda, Arachnida, Sarcoptiformes, Oppiidae.